Molecule: messenger RNA, 870 nt
Organism: Otolemur garnettii (small-eared galago)
Lineage: Eukaryota; Metazoa; Chordata; Mammalia; Primates; Galagidae
Gene: RGS16
Product: regulator of G protein signaling 16
Exons: 5
Coding region: 152-760 (202 amino acids)
Source: RefSeq, a predicted model, not a curated record
GCGGCGGCGCCGGCUGGGAUCUUGCAGGCUGACAAACCCUAACCCGGAUCUCUAGAGCCUGCAACUGCUGUUCCUUGCCUCCUUGAGCUCGCGGAGCCCACUGGAGCCCGCCACCAUCCUUCCCACCACGUGCUGCCCUGUGCCCGCAGCCAUGUGCCGCACCCUUGCCGCCUUCCCUACUACCUGUCUGGAGAGAGCCAAAGAGUUCAAGACACGUCUGGGGAUCUUUCUUCACAAAUCAGAGCUGGGCUCUGAUACUGGAAGUGUUGGCAAGUUCGAGUGGGGCAGCAAACACAGCAAAGAGAGUAGAAAUUUCCCUGAAGAUGUGCUGGGGUGGAAAGAGUCAUUCGACCUGCUGCUGAACAGUAAAAAUGGAGUGGCUGCCUUUCAUGCUUUCCUGAAGACAGAGUUCAGCGAGGAGAAUCUGGAGUUCUGGCUGGCCUGUGAGGAGUUCAAGAAGAUCCGAUCAGCUACCAAGCUGACCUCCCGGGCUCAACGGAUCUUUGAGGAGUUCAUUUGCAGCGAAGCUCCCAAAGAGGUGAACAUAGACCAUGAGACACGGGAGCUGACAAGGACCAACCUACAGGCUGCCACAGCCACGUGCUUUGAUGUGGCUCAGGGGAAGACACGCACUCUGAUGGAGAAGGACUCCUAUCCACGCUUCUUGAAGUCCCCUGCUUACCGGGACCUGGCUGCCCAAGCCUCAGCUGCCUCUGUGUCGCUGUCUGGCAGCAGCCCAGCUGAGCCCUCACACACCUGAGCCUCUGUGGCAGCGAGGAAGCCAGCGGGAGGAGAGGUUGAGUCACCCAUCCCUUUGGUGGCUACCCCCCAUGUCGGAGGCAGGUCUUGCAAAGCAAGUGCAAGAGGACA